AUGAGCGAGCGAGACCAACAUCAGAAGCUGCACGAUCUCCUUCAAUCCUUCUUGGACCGCAACCCCCAUCCGACAGCGAUAGAAGCUCUCGAGAGGUUUCUCAAUGCUCGCCAAACAUUCAGCACCCCCCAAAAGUCUGAUCUGGAAGCUACCAGGGAGCGAAGGUAUGAAUAUGCCCUGAAGAUCCAGGCGCAGGUCCGAAAGACCCCAUCUUCGCAGAUCAAGGUUGGGAAGGACGAGAACAGGGAGGACAAGUUUGAACCAUUUAGACUCAAUGCUGCGCAAGUCUCUACAAUCCUCCUCGUUCCCAUGAGCGCCCUGGAAGAGGGUGGCUGGCUUGAUUGCAAGCUUCCAAGUGUUGAGCCAUAUCACAACCUGCAACUUGUGGUCAACUUGGUCAAACACUUCCUCACCAACACCCAGGCUGAAAGGGAUCCUGCCAGUGUAGCCUCAGCCGCCAGAGGAGAGAGAAUCAAAUGCCUUCGCCGAGAUGGCUUUGGGUGCAUCUUCCAGCACACAGAAAUCUCGCUAGUGACUUCUAUCCUCCCUUCCUCAUGGAACGAUGACCUCGAAGCCGUCGACGCUACCUUCGCUGUUACUGAAGCCUUCUACGCCUUCUUCGGCGAUGUGCUUGCUGCAGAGCUGUGCUCUCCUUUAGCCAACCAUACGGAGCUUGGUAGCUCUGAUAAAUAUUGGAACAUGUUGAUCAUGAGCCGCGACCUACGUCACUGCUGGGGCCAAGCGGGUUUUGGGCUAUACUGCAAAGAUAUCACUCCUUGUGAGGAACAUGAUGAGUCCACUGAUCUGACAAAGGUCCCUUUUAAUGUCACCAUCCAAUUCAACUGGCUACGCCGCCGAUGGGAGAUGCCUAACGACAAGAUCACUCUAGAAGGUGAUGACAAUGAAUUUAUGAAUAUGGUCGAAACACAGAUCAAAUACGAACGAGACGGAAGCCCUCGGUAUAAGAACAACUAUGGCGUCCUGAUCGAGGCCGUACGAGUCGACACAAACACUCCCAUCCUUUCAGGGCACGAAUUCACGAUCACUAUGCCAGGAGAAGACGCAAAGAAGUGCAAGUUGAUGUUGGAUCUCCAAUGGGCUAUUAUCCGGAUUGCUGCCAUGAGUGGUGCAGCUGGAUACCCGGACUUGCUUCCUGACCACCAUGAUUGGAUCAAGGCCAAGUUAUUUCGGGAAUGA
Molecule: messenger RNA, 1197 nt
Organism: Fusarium coffeatum
Lineage: Eukaryota; Fungi; Ascomycota; Sordariomycetes; Hypocreales; Nectriaceae
Exons: 2
Coding region: 1-1197 (398 amino acids)
Source: RefSeq, a predicted model, not a curated record